Molecule: messenger RNA, 423 nt
Organism: Anopheles coustani
Lineage: Eukaryota; Metazoa; Arthropoda; Insecta; Diptera; Culicidae
Product: protein slit-like
Exons: 2
Coding region: 1-423 (140 amino acids)
Source: RefSeq, a predicted model, not a curated record
AUGAAGGAAACCCUCACGAAACCGACAUUGGCAGAAGGUAGUGCCAGCAGCAGCAGCAGCAACACCAGUAGAGUUUCGUUCUUCAUAAUGGCCAUGCGGGAGAUCUGGUCCGGACCGCAGUUUAAAAUGUUGAUACUGCUCACCGUGACCGUUGUGCUGGCUCUGGUAUCUCCUUCGUCGGAAGAACCGUACAGUGGUGGAGGUGGCGGAGCACGAGGAGGAGGCGGAUAUUUUGGAGCUGAAAAUCGAUGCCCACGGCUUUGUUCCUGCACUGGUACGACGGUGGACUGUUCGCAUCGCGGAUUGACCCAGGUGCCCCAGAAGGUUCCACCGGAAACUGAUAGACUCCCGAACGCUUCGUAUCGUCAGAAUCAUCAACAGCUCUCAUCGUCGCACCGGUUGUGGCAUGAUCGUGAUGAUUAA